Molecule: messenger RNA, 483 nt
Organism: Drosophila teissieri
Lineage: Eukaryota; Metazoa; Arthropoda; Insecta; Diptera; Drosophilidae
Product: calphotin
Exons: 3
Coding region: 1-483 (160 amino acids)
Source: RefSeq, a predicted model, not a curated record
AUGCCUCUGGUGGACGACGUGGUGAAUAAAUUCUUUUUGCUAUUGGCUUUGGCCCUUGUAGGCAUUGCUGCUGGAGCUCAGCUGCCUGACUCCGCCACCCAGGGACCCAAUCCCCAGGAUAUUGCCACUCCCGAGCCGGAGUACAUUGAUAUCGACGAACCAGCACCGGUGGCUGCUGCCCCCGCUCCUCGUCCUGUGGCCGCUGCUCCCCGUCCCCUCUUCGCCGCCCCCGCUCCCCUCGCCCGACCAGUGGCUCGUCCUGUGGCCGUGGCCCAGUCCUUCGUCCAGCAGCCCGUCCAGCAGCAGAUCGUCCAGAGGGCUCAGUACGUGGCGCCGGUGGCUCAACAGGUGGUGUUGCCGCAGCAGCAGCAGCUGGUUGGUCACACCUACAGCAACAGGGCUGGAUACCAGUACCGCCGUCCAGUCUAUAACGAAACCAUCAAAGAAACGACCAACAAGAACAAGCCAAGAUCAAAAGCAUAA